GCCUCCACGCCCAUUCUGUCAUAGUGAGCAGAGCUGAGGUAGAGGAGAAGAGACGGCUAGAAGAGUUUAGUGCUUUGAGCCUGAGGUGAAGAAACUGAAGAUAUUCUUAAAAUGGCUGGUAGUUCGCCAACUAGUAGUCCUCGUAAUUCAUUCGUAUCUGAGUUUGGCAGCUUUGAUAUAGGAGAUACAAAAGUACAAAUGUCAGGAAUUUUAGUUAAGAAACCAUUUGGUGGCAAGAAAGGCAAAAAAGGCAGCUGGCAGAAAAGGUUCUUCAUUGCAAAAGACUGUUUUCUUCUUUAUUAUGCCGAGUCAGAGUGUCGAGCCUUCCAGAAAGACCACCAUUUCAACAUUCAUCCUAAGGGUGUUAUUCCACUUGGUAGCUGCAAGAUUGAAGAAUGUGUUGAUGGAUCUCAGAAGUUUGCAAUUAGAAUAUCACAUAGUCAUUUCAAAGGAGAAAUAGUAGUAGGGGCAGAAAGUCCAGAGGAAUGUUCUUCAUGGGUCAAAGUUCUCAAGGAUUGUGCUAAAGUGACAUGGAGGAAUGCUCAGAUAGGAGAAAGUGUAAUUGAAAAAUUAGAGGAAAAGGGCAAGGAAAUGGCACAGGAGAGGCAAGAAAUGAUUGAUAAGCUCAAAGAUGAGUCAUCAAAACUAGAGGAGCAGCAAGAGAAGCAAAGUGAGUUAGAAAAAUUAGCUGUGGAAUUGGAAGGAGAGAAAAAAGCAAUUGAAAUGGCAGCCAAGAAUUUGAGAGAUGAUAAAGACACAACUGAGCUGGAGUUGAAGUCAACGCUAACUGCAAUGAAAGAGAUUGAAGCGGAAAAAAGUGUGCUGUAUAAGCAAACCAAGACACUGCAGUCAAAUUUGCAGUCAGUAUCACAAGAACAAGAAAAAACUGCUGCUCAAUUAGCUGAACAAAUGGAAGAAUCAAAGAGGCUUGAUGCUGAAAAAAAGCGUUUAGAAGAAGAAACGAAUAUGCUUCAAGCUGAUCUUGAAUCUGUAUCACAAGAGAAAGAAAGAACUGAGGCUCAAUUAGCUAAGCAAGUGGAAGAAACAAAAAUACUUGAUACUGAAAAAAAGCGUUUAGAAGAGGAAACAAAGUUGCUUCAAUCUGAUCUUGAAUCUCUUGCAAAACUAAAGGAAAUGGCUGCAAUGCAAUUAGCUGAGCAAGAAAAACUAUCAAAGCAGUUUCAGGAAGAGAAGAAACUUUUGGAAGAUGCUACUAACAACCUAAAAACUGAGUUACAGGUACUUGAAAAUCACAAGAAAAUUUUGGAAAAUGAAAAACUGACUACAGAAGAGAGGUACAGUUGUACAUAUGGGAGCUACUGUAUUGUUAUAUACCAUGAUUAAUGGUUAAAUUUAA
This is a messenger RNA of Amphimedon queenslandica, 1357 nucleotides long. RefSeq names its product pleckstrin homology domain-containing family D member 1-like. Lineage: Eukaryota; Metazoa; Porifera; Demospongiae; Haplosclerida; Niphatidae. The transcript is spliced from 11 exons. The record is from RefSeq and is a predicted model, not a curated record. The coding region runs from base 112 to 1344 and encodes 410 amino acids.